Molecule: messenger RNA, 5654 nt
Organism: Peromyscus eremicus (cactus mouse)
Lineage: Eukaryota; Metazoa; Chordata; Mammalia; Rodentia; Cricetidae
Gene: Esyt2
Product: extended synaptotagmin 2
Exons: 23
Coding region: 123-2723 (866 amino acids)
Biological process (GO): lipid transport
Molecular function (GO): lipid binding
Source: RefSeq, a predicted model, not a curated record
GAGUGGAGCGGUGGCGCCCGCCGUCCCCCUCAGAGGGGCGCUGGCGCGCGGGGUGGAGCGCCCUGUUAUCUGUGGGAUUCCGCGUUCGCCUCAGCGGGAAGGAGCGAGCUGCGCGGCUGGCGAUGAGCGGCACGGGGGACGAGGGCCCGGAGGUCGGUGCCGGCCCGGCCGGGGGCCGCGCUGAGCCCGAGGCCCCGGGCAGCGCGCUGAGUGUGGACCUGCCGGGGCUGCUGGGGCAGCUGGCGCGCAGCUUCGCGCUGCUGCUGCCGGUGUACGCCCUCGGCUACCUGGGCAUGAGCUUCAGUUGGGUGCUGCUGGCGCUGGCGCUCCUCGCCUGUUGCCGCCGGAGCCGCGUCCUCAAGGCCAGCCGCCUGUUCCGCGCGCUGGCGCUGCUGGAGGACGAGGAGCGAGCCGUGCGCCUGGGGGUGCACGCCUGCGAUCUGCCCGCCUGGGUUCAUUUUCCAGACACUGAAAGAGCAGAAUGGCUAAAUAAGACUGUAAAGCACAUGUGGCCCUUUAUUUGUCAAUUUAUAGAGAAGCUCUUUCGAGAAACCAUAGAGCCAGCUGUGCGGGGAGCAAAUGCCCACCUCAGUACCUUCAGCUUCACAAAAGUGGACGUGGGUCAGCAGCCCCUUAGAGUCAAUGGUGUUAAGGUUUAUACUGAAAAUGUAGACAAAAGACAAAUUAUUCUGGACCUUCAGAUUAGUUUUGUAGGAAAUUGUGAGAUUGAUUUGGAGAUCAAACGAUAUUUUUGUAGAGCUGGUGUGAAAAGUAUUCAGAUUCAUGGGACAAUGCGGGUGAUCCUGGAGCCCCUGAUUGGAGACAUGCCUUUAGUUGGAGCAUUGUCAGUCUUCUUCCUUAGGAAACCACUUUUGGAGAUUAACUGGACAGGACUGACAAAUCUGCUGGACAUCCCUGGACUGAAUGGUUUAUCUGAUACUAUCAUUUUGGAUAUAAUAUCAAACUAUCUGGUGCUUCCCAAUCGAAUCACUGUUCCUCUUGUCAGUGAAGUUCAAAUAGCACAGUUGCGGUUUCCCAUACCAAAGGGUGUCCUAAGGAUUCAUUUUAUUGAAGCUCAGGAUCUUCAGGGAAAAGACACCUAUCUUAAAGGCCUUGUCAAGGGAAAAUCAGACCCCUAUGGAAUUAUCCGAGUGGGCAACCAAAUCUUCCAGAGUAAGAUCAUCAAAGAGAACCUUAGUCCAAAGUGGAAUGAGGUAUAUGAGGCUUUAGUCUAUGAGCACCCUGGACAAGAAUUGGAGAUUGAACUCUUUGAUGAAGAUCCAGACAAGGAUGACUUCUUAGGAAGUCUUAUGAUUGAUCUUAUUGAAGUCGAGAAGGAGCGCCUUCUAGACGAAUGGUUCACUCUGGACGAGGUUCCAAAAGGAAAGCUGCAUUUGAAGUUAGAGUGGCUCACACUGCUGCCAGAUGCGGCAAACCUGGACAAGGUUCUGGCAGACAUCAGAGCUGACAAGGAUCAAGCUAAUGAUGGUCUUUCAUCUGCACUGCUGAUCUUGUAUUUGGAUUCUGCAAGGAACCUUCCGAGUAACCCCUUAGACUUUAACCCCGGUGUCUUGAAGAAGUCUGCAGUUCAGAGAGCUUUAAAGUCAGGGAAGAAAAUAAACAGCAACCCAAAUCCUCUUGUCCAGAUGUCAGUUGGUCACAAGGCUCAAGAGAGUAAGAUUCGAUACAAAACUAGUGAACCAGUGUGGGAGGAAAACUUCACUUUCUUCAUUCACAACCCCAAGCGCCAGGACCUUGAAGUUGAGGUCAAAGAUGAACAGCAUCAGUGUUCUCUGGGGAGCCUGAGGAUCCCGCUCAAUCAACUGCUUAUGAGUGACAACAUGACCAUAAACCAGCGGUUCCACCUCAGCAACUCGGGUCCAAACAGCACCUUAAAAAUGAAGAUUGCCCUCCGGGUCCUCCAUCUUGAGAAGCAAGAAAGGCCUCCAGACUACCAGCAUUCAGCUCAAGUGAAGCGGCCCUCUGUUUCCAAAGAAGGGAGGAGAAUCCCUGUCAAAUCGCAGACGUCUGUGUCUCCAGGCACCGGUGGUAGCAACACUGCUCCGUCAACACCAGUCAUGGGAGUUGAGGAUAAGCCUGUCAGGGAGGAGAAGCCCCAGCCCCCUGAGGCCAGCCCUCUAGGGCAGCGUGACCUAGGCAGGAGCUCCUCCAGCCUCUUGGCCUCUCCAAGCCACAUCUCAGCCAAGGAACCCACCCCAAGCAUUGCCUCAGACAUAUCACUGCCAAUUGCCACCCAGGAGCUGAGGCAAAGACUACGUCAACUAGAAAAUGGGACAACCCUGGGACAGUCUCCCCUGGGGCAGAUCCAGCUGACUAUCCGGCACAGCUCCCAGAGGAAUAAGCUCAUUGUGGUUGUGCACUCCUGCAGAAACCUCAUUGCCUUCUCAGAAGACGGCUCUGAUCCGUAUGUCCGCAUGUAUUUAUUGCCAGACAAGAGAAGAUCAGGAAGAAGGAAAACACACGUGUCCAAGAAGACCCUCAACCCCGUGUUUGAUCAGAGCUUCGAUUUCAGUGUUUCGCUGCCUGAGGUGCAAAGGAGAACACUGGACGUAGCGGUGAAGAACAGUGGUGGCUUCCUGUCCAAAGAUAAAGGGCUUCUUGGCAAAGUGCUGGUUGCUCUGGCAUCUGAAGAACUCGCCAAGGGCUGGACCCAGUGGUAUGACCUCACAGAAGAUGGAACAAGGCCACAGGUGAUAACGUAGCCACGCUGGAUGUAAGGCCUAUUUCUCAAUAUAUCGUACCACCUCAACAUGGAACACACCCUCUUGCAGAUGUACCAAUGCUAUUUUUAUAAUUUUAAGUAUUGAGUUAUACAUACCUUAAUUUUAUAAAACUGUUGGCAUUGUAGGAAAAUUUGGCCAAUAUUCCUGUUAAAUUUCCCUGCUGUGUUCCCUCCAGUGCUUGAGCAGGCACUGCAGUGUGCAGUGGAGUAGUGAUGUGUUCUGUGCUGUGUGGACCCCGUCAGCACGCCUGCUGCACAGCAGACACCUGCACUUGCUUAUUUCUGCCUUGUCCUGCGUCCCGGAGGUGUACUACACCAUGUAAAUAGACUCUGUUUUUUAUAAUAGCUACAUGCUGGUUUGGAUAAAGAAGAAAAUGUAUCAAGGAAAUACAUAUUCUCUUCUAAAACUUAUUAAAUUCUGUGACAAAUAAUCAUUUUCAUCUUUUCAGCAAAAACUUCUUAUAGAUCUGUUGUGUGGUAUGGCUUUUUUAAGGGAAAAAUGGAAAAUUAUUAAAUAUUAGGAUAUUUAAAUCUAGUAUGAAUGAUAAAAGAAAGUGUUCAAAUUAUUAACAUUAUUGUAAAUAGGAAGAUAUAGUGAGAAGUCAGUGAGUGGCUUAUUAAAAAAUUUGUAUAACUGAGUAAGAGGUAAUACCAAGAGUAUUGUCAAAGCUCAUGAAUCACAGUAUACUCAUCUGAAAUUUAUUACAUAAGAAAGAAAUGUGCUGUUUGUUUGUAAUUGUUUGCUAUAACUGAUUCAUGAAAUACUGGAGAGAGAUACAUGCCAGGUGUGGUACUUCAUACCUGUAAUCCCAGGAUAUGGGACGCCAAGGCAAGAAAACCAAGAGUUAGGCAGCAAGACCUGAUCUUGGGAAAAGGAAAUGCAUACUUUAUAGUUUGUCCAAAGCAUAGGAACUAAUCUCCAAUAUCAGGAGAUAAGGUGUUGUCCAGAUUGGAUGCAAACCUGGUUUGUUUCGUCCAUGUUUCUAACCCUAUAAAGACAGCCUGUUGUUAGUGUAAAGUGGUGAAACAGACUGAACGAGUACAGGGGUGUCCUGCUAAACACUGACAGUGCACUUGCUCUUGGCGGGAGAAGCUGGCUCUAUGCCCAUCGCAUAGGAUACACACCUCUGGACGGAGCUUCCUGUGCUUUCCCUGAUACGUGGGACCUCACAGGACAAAGAGAGAGAUCCUGCCCAGUGCCAGCAACGGCAGCUGUCAGUGUUGCCGUUUUCUGGAUGUUCUCAGUUUGUGCCAUGUCAGAUCAUAUUAGGAUAGUAUUAUGCAAUUUUUAUUUUAGAAUCCUUUUUUCCUUUUAGAUCAUGAAAAGCAUGUUUUACAUAGGUAAGAGUCCCCCAGAACCUCUUGUGAGGUGAGGCUAUAUCACAGUAUUAUAAGCUAUGCAUGUCUGUAAACAAAAUACGCACAAGUAUAGGAAGAUUUUCAGUAUGCAUUUUAAGUUACAGGAUGAAAAGGGCUUCUCAGCUAUGAGCUCAUUUAAAACUAUGUAUACGUAUAGCAGGAAAAUACAGCUUUGAUAUCAAAAUUGGAGUAGUUCUUUUCACAUGCUUCCUGGAACUAAACAACCUAUGGGAAGCUUAUGUGACCAAACAUACCAAAGUGCCUCUGAUGAAUACUGAGUGUUCCUUUUACACUCUCCUCCUGUCUAGCAGAUGAAAGUGUGCCUCAGUUUGUAAUGUACCAUGGGUGCAUUUGUAAUGGAGUCUGUGGCUCUUCACAGCACAUCCCAGAUAGUCAUAGGGCCAGAGUAACCUCACUCUCCUGUCUGUUGACACCAUCCUUUGAAUCCUGUUUAUAAAUCUUUUUCUAUUAGUGUGCAGGAUUGGUUUUUCUGGGAGAAAAUUGAUGUGUAUGUCACACACAUGAACAUAUGCACGUGAAACAUUUAAGGGUGGCAGGUUAGUCACAGGAGAAAGACAGGUAAUAUCUUAUUAAAACUAGUUGCAUGACCAUGAUAGAUUUUUUUCCUUAAGUAUCUUUUUAAUUAGGUCCACUGAAGGGCUUCUGUCAUAAUCUAUAAAGGAGAUUUUCUUGCUGAAAUUUUAUCAGGUCAAUGGUUUUUCAACAACAACUUUAACAAAUGGUUUUGUACCCAUAUGCUUAAUCUGUUCAGUGUGUAUUUUAUUUAAUGGAAUAUUUUUCUUAACAAUUAGGGAAAUUGAGUAUAGUUAAGGAUACAAUCCCCUAAUAAGUCAGUGUAACAUCUCAGAAUGAUGCCCUCUGCUGCAGUCACAAAAGCUGGCACCAGGUUCAGAUAGAGUCUCCCCACCUGCAUCAUAUGAGUCCUCUAGUAGCUAUCUCCAUACUCUUUGGAAAGGAGAGAGCAAGUCCAGUAAUGCCAGCCCACCUCCUGGUUGUAGUCCUGUGUCUGGCACAUUCCCGUGUCCUGAAGCUAGAAGAUACUGAGUUCUCAAAAUGUUAACUUUUGGUUUUUAGUGACUUACCUAGGGAAAAAGAACAUUUAAGUUUUCUACUCUGAGCCAAACCAAUGAGGGGAAAUUAGUGAUUGGAAGUACAGCUCCACGAACUUCUUCACGUGGUGGCUCAUCCUGUGCCUUAAAGUACAAAGGAAUCUGAGUUUCAGAUGAAGACAGAAGCAGCCUUGCAACUAUAUUUCCACCACUUGUAUUCUGCACUCUAGAUUUCCUCCACAGGCAGGCCUUAUGCAGAGGUCAGUCCUCAAGAGAGUUUAGGAUUAUUUCAGAGAGCACAGGCUGCUGGAUAUGUGUCCUCUGGUUGCUGCAAUGACAGUCCCAUCUAGAUUACCCACUGUAGGGAGGCUAUAGAGGGUUGGUUUUUGUUUUUUUAAUCAUAGAAAGUGUUUUUUGCUUAAUUAAUUUUACAUAACAGCACAUGUAUUUAUUCAAUAAAACUUUUGUUAGCUCACUUGUAA